CCCCCAGCAGGGGGAAUGAAGCAGUGCAGCUGGGAGCAGAGCAUGGCCAACACGUUUGUCACCGUCCCCGACGGGUACUGUCUCCCCGAGCCCAUCCAGUACUAUGACGUUCUACCGGAGCACAUCAACUACCAGCUGCCAGACACGGAUUUCCAGAGUGCCCCUUACUGCCAGUACUCAGCAGUGCCAGUUCCUGCCCCGGCACUGCAGUCCCAGCCCCCUCUGUCCCCAUAUGGCACAUACGGCCUGGACCCUCCCUACAGCGACGGGCCCUGCGUCGGCAGCAGCUGCGAGCUGAGCAAAGCCCCGUUCGUGGCUCCCCCCGGGGAUGACGGGGGGUACCAGGGGUUAAAGAGGCCGAGGCUGCCCCACCCGGUGAGGCUGAGGGGGCAGGAGGAGCUGUGUGUCGUGUGUGGGGACAAGGCCUCUGGGUACCACUACAACGCCCUGACCUGCGAGGGCUGCAAAGGGUUCUUCCGCCGCAGCAUAACCAAGAACGCGGUGUACCGGUGCAAGAACGGGGGGCACUGUGAGAUGGACAUGUACAUGAGGAGGAAGUGCCAGGAGUGUCGCCUGAAGAAGUGCAAAGCUGUGGGAAUGCUGGCAGAAUGUUUGCUGACUGAAGUCCAGUGCAAGUCAAAGCGACUCAGGAAGAAUUUCAAGCAGAAGAGCAGUUUCCUUUGCAACAUAAAGCUGGAAGAUGAGGGACUGAACAGUAAGCAUGUAUCAUCUACAACAAGAUCUGGAAAAAUCCCAGAGAAGAUGGAACUUACCCCAGGGGAACACCAGCUUCUCGACCACAUUGUAGCAGCACACCAAAAAUACACAAUUCCCCUCGAGGAAGCCAAGAAGUUUCUGCAAGAAACUGCGAGCGCUGAGGAGAGUUUUCUGCGGCUCUCUGAGACAGCCGUCGUCCACGUCCAAGUGCUGGUGGAUUUCACAAAGAGACUUCCAGGAUUUGAAAGUUUAGCCAGUGAGGACCAGAUUGCACUGCUGAAAGGGUCAACAGUUGAGGCAAUGUUCCUGCUGUCAGCCCAAAUAUACAACCAGAGAAUGAGCCAGUGCCAACCAUCAACAAGUGAGAGUCAUGCAAGACUUUCUGAUCAUGGGACAUGUUGUCACGUUCAAAGCCUUGAUAAAAACAACAUUUAUUCCAUGGAAAUGUCUCACAAUGAAGAGAGUCCAACUUCCACUACUACCACAGGCUUAACGGAGGAGUUCAUCACCGCCCUGUUCUACUUCUACAGAAGCAUGGGGGAACUCAAAGUCACCGAGACCGAGUACGCCCUGCUCGUAGCAACCACCGUGUUCUUUUCAGACCGCCCGCUCCUGAGGGACAAGCGCCACGUGGAGGAGCUGCAGGAGCCGCUGCUGUGGAUCCUGUACAAGCACUCGAAGCUGCAGCACCCGGGGGACCCGCAGCGCUUCGCGCGGCUCCUGGGGCGCCUCACGGAGCUGCGCUCGCUCCGCCACGCCCACGCGGGGGCGCUGCGCGCGCGGGACCCGCGCCUGGCCGCGCCCCUGCGCGACCUCUGGGACCUCCACUAG
Pipra filicauda (Wire-tailed manakin) is the source of this 1548-nucleotide messenger RNA. RefSeq names its product bile acid receptor-like. Bases 16 to 1548 code for a protein of 510 amino acids. Gene Ontology annotation, molecular function: zinc ion binding; RNA polymerase II cis-regulatory region sequence-specific DNA binding; nuclear receptor activity. The transcript is spliced from 10 exons. Lineage: Eukaryota; Metazoa; Chordata; Aves; Passeriformes; Pipridae. Gene Ontology annotation, biological process: cell differentiation; negative regulation of transcription by RNA polymerase II; lipid metabolic process. The record is from RefSeq and is a predicted model, not a curated record.